AUGUUCUGGAAUAAAAUUAAAGCAGUGUACAAUAAAGAAGACUUCGAUUACUCCAAACGGUUUGUCGAUCCUAAAAUAUAUCAUCGGAUCUUCUUUGCUGUUCAAAGAGCCUAUCAAGUCAUAGACGAACCGUUUGCAACUUGGACAUAUAUUACUAAAACUAUUACCGCAUUAUGUGGAGUUGGAGUAUUGACAGAUGCUUGUCUAUCACUCUAUCAUGCUAUAGAUAUUUUCGAUAUGAGCCUUAUCACUGAAUCAGGUACCUAUGUUCUUAUGUUACUCUACAAAAUGAUGACACUCAUAACGACGAAAGUCAAUUUAUCUGAUUACAUUCACCUGAUCCAUGCUAUGAAGGAGGACUUUAACUAUAUAGAAACAAAAAAAGAAAAGUAUAGAAAGGUGUUCUUUGAGACUCAACUUGGAACAUGGAAAGCAUGUUUCGUUGUUAUCAGCUUUAUGUUUUCUAUGGGAACGAGUCUGGUAUUGUUUGCUUCAGGCACGCUUGUUGUCUACCAUUUAACACACACUCCUGGCGAUGGAUCGCAUAGAACAUUGGUGUUCCCUUUCUGGGCACCAGGUGUAGAUUAUACAACGACACCAGCCUUUGAAAUCGCCUUUACAUUUGCUAAUAUUGGCGUUAUGGCUUGCUGUUACAAUUAUGCUUUUGUAAUUCAAACUAACAUAGUGUGGAUACGGCAGAUAGCUGCGAAGGCAGACUUGAUCGGCAUGUGUAUCAACGAUCUUCUAGAAGGUAUUUACUCAACUGACGACGAAGAACAAAGACAGCACUUCGCGUCAUUGAUAAACUUCCGGAUGAAAGAGAUAGUAUCUCAACAUAUAAUUAUGUAUAGUAUCUGUGGUACUGGUGGUGGGAACCGACCACGUUCGGUUCGAUAUGUACGUACUGAUUUGGGUGUUUGUAUGGUUGAUGAUUGUGAGGAAUCGCCUGACUAUGAAACAUUGGCUUUCCUCCAUAUUAUUUCUGAGGUUAGCGGCGCAAAGCUAAGUGGAAUUCACGACGCAUGUUGGAAUAUAAGGUUCUGGGACGCAGGUCCGAACAUCCGCCCUUACUUAGUUCUAAUAAUGCAACGAUGCUUGCGGCCUCUGCCUUUACAGAUGCCUGGAUUCCAGGAGGUUUCAAUCAAAACCUUCUCAAGCGAAUACCAGGAGUGGUACAAUAUGAAUUCAGAGCAAAAAGCAGAUCUACUGCAUCAGCAACAGCAGCAAGAGAGUUUCAAGGGCUCCGGCGUAGGGCACUGGCUCAGGGUAGGCAGCGGUGCGAGUGAUAUUAUCGAAAUCGCAAGCGUCCACAAUGCUUCUCAUCCGAUGAACGUGUGCGUCCUCACUGAAUACCGAAACACGCUUGUGAUACCAAAAAUACCACUGGCAGCGUUGCCUACUAUGACCCAAUCCCCUACCCCGAGAGCCCUGGAACCUUACUCACCGACAGAAGCACAACACUACCAAAAGCCGACGGUCAAGCCAUCCUAUUUUGCCGUCAGACAUUAUCGGCGCGGCAAAUUUUCUACAAUCUCUGCCCCUUUCACAUCAAUAAGCCCCGGUUCACCGAUUGCCAGGAAUAGGCCUCUUCAUAGUUUUGUCCACUAUCUUGAUGAUAUCAUCAAUCCCUCGCAUAGGAUGCCUUCCCACUUUUCUUUAUUUUGAGUGUGUAUACUGUUGGUCGCAGAUGACCUUUACAGCGUCACCGGGUUUCGGGACGGCGAGAUCCUAAGGGGACCUCAAGCAGAGAAAUGCCAAGUGCCUUUAGAGUCUCCUCUCCGUCUGGAGCCUCUAGACCAUUCGAACCUGAGGGGGUCGGCUCUACUAGAGGGCGUCUCUGAGACUCAGACCUCGGCUCUAGUUAGCCGUUGUCGUGGGGGGCAGGGAAUAACGUCCAGCGUGUCGUGUGUAGAUCGGGUCUUGAUCGGGUCUUCGCAAUCUUAUCCUACACCGCACUUGUGUAGUAUUGGUAUUUGUGACCUGUGUGGGAGGAGCCGGAGGCGCAUUAGCGCGGAUGAUUUCGUCGUCGGGGCCGACGGAAUCGAAGGGAACGGAAUCACUCGUCGUAUUCAGCUGGUUCUGUCAGAUUUUGUGCUGCAUGUGUCUAUGAGCGGAAUGACCGGCAGUGACCACUUACCAUCAGGUGGACUGCCAGUUCUUUUGCCUGAUGACCCAAUAAAAAAAAGAAUUCAAAAGCCAUCCCAUGCUAUGCCUCAACUAGGAUCCUCAUUAUCCUCACUCAUUUCUUUCCUAAAUCUUAAUUUAUCUUACAUUCUGGCCCACUUACACAAAAGUUCUAAAAUCUAA
This is a messenger RNA of Chilo suppressalis (striped riceborer), 2307 nucleotides long. The record is from the annotation of a GenBank genome assembly. Lineage: Eukaryota; Metazoa; Arthropoda; Insecta; Lepidoptera; Crambidae.